AGAUAAAGAGCUAUCAUCGAGCCAUGCAAGGGAUCGACUGAAGUGUUUUAGAUCAGCUUGAAAGUAACAAAAUCUUAUGAUCACCAUGUCCCUUUGCUACUUUGAAUGUUCGCAAUUAAUAUAAAUAAGACCAACAUAGUGCAUGUCGUACGUGUUGAUCAACUACACGUAUUGAUAUACUGUUUAAUGGAUUGACAUUAAGGGUUUAAUGUUUAUACUUAAGAUCAAGUUGAUAGCAAAACAUUUCGAAUCGAGAGUCGGAAGUAUAAGUGGUUAGCUUUACAAAACUAAACGAAUAUUAUCCGGGAUAAAUAAGAAUAAAAUGUUAAGUUUAACCCGCGGAUAAUUAGACCUUAGUACCGACUGGGAGGAGGGAAGGUUUCUACCUACAACUAAUAGUGUAUACUAAGGCGAGGCAAGCCAGGAAAAGGAGCUAAUUGGCUCUGUAGCCUAACGAAACCAGUUCUGAUUGGUUCAAACAUGUGGAUAGUGUUGGUGAUUGGUCGAGGUGACGGAAGGGAAAUAUGCUGAUUGAGACUAUUGGGCAUGGUUCAUAUUAUUAACUGCUGUUAUACUGGGGCGAGCCUGAAUUUCUUAUUAUACGGAUACGUGUUAAACGUUGUGAUUAGAAAUGAUUUAGAUUUUAUUAGGGUUGGUGCUUUAAGUUUUAAACACAACACACAUUAUAUGUGUUUAAAAUUAAAACGGGACACAAUGACAAUGUUUUCAAGUUCCAGAAUUAUAAUUGAGUUUUCUAUGAAUAUGUUAGUAUGAGCGACUUCUAGCAUUUUGUCAUUCCUGAUCUAAUGCUCCUGAUCAUUACGAAGAUUGAAUUCUCACAAUUAACUGAAAUAAUCUCAAUCAUAUCGAAGAACUUUCUGAAAGAUUUUUGUGAUGAAUUCCAGUAAUUUCCCCCGGACUCUAGUGACUGAAUUUUGCAUUGAUGAUGACAUGACAUUGAGUUGCUGGAUGUAACACGCACUGCAGGACAAAUAAAAAUGUUUGUCCGUUUGUGAUCCAUAGCAACGGAAUUCUAUCUCAAUUGAUGAUUUAAGACCAUCAAGCUUGCUAGGCGCUCGAAGCUUUUAGGCUGCACGUUAGCAUCUGCAUAAAUUCAACUAGCAAGUAAGAAAACAUGUAGUGAGCUUGACAUGUCCGCCACGUGACAGCAAACUUGCAGCUUGCCUACAUCGUUCGGUGGACAAUCAACAUGCAAUGACAUUUGUUCCAUGGUAACGGUCCGACUAUAUCAAGCCGGAGAACGCUGCGGGGAAUCAGAUUGAAUCAGUUCGUUUCGCAGAAGUUUGUAAUAAGUUCAAGAACACAUUUUCACUAUGAGAGAAAUCGUUCAUCUUCAGGCUGGACAGUGUGGAAACCAGAUUGGAUCAAAAUUCUGGGAGGUCAUUUCUGACGAGCAUGGCAUUGACCCAACUGGAACCUACCACGGAGACUCUGACCUUCAGUUGGAGAGGAUCAAUGUUUACUUCAACGAGGCUACCGGAGGAAAGUACGUCCCCCGUGCUGUCCUUGUAGACUUGGAACCUGGAACCAUGGAUUCUGUUCGAUCCGGACCUUUCGGCCAGAUCUUCAGACCAGACAACUUUGUGUUCGGACAAUCUGGAGCAGGAAACAACUGGGCCAAAGGACAUUACACCGAGGGAGCUGAGCUCGUCGACUCUGUUUUGGACGUAGUCAGGAAGGAAGCCGAGAGCUGUGACUGUCUUCAGGGAUUCCAACUUUGUCACUCUCUAGGAGGUGGUACUGGAUCCGGAAUGGGAACACUCCUGAUCUCCAAGAUCCGUGAGGAAUACCCCGACAGGAUCAUGACCACUUUCUCUGUCGUACCUUCCCCCAAAGUAUCAGACACAGUUGUUGAGCCUUACAACGCCACCCUCUCCGUCCAUCAGCUGGUUGAGAACACCGACGAGACCUUCGCUAUUGACAACGAGGCUCUCUACGACAUUUGCUUCAGGACCCUGAAACUCACCACCCCCACAUACGGAGAUCUUAACCAUCUCGUCUCUGCCACCAUGUCUGGUGUCACCACCUGCCUGAGGUUCCCUGGACAGCUUAACGCUGAUCUCAGGAAACUCGCAGUCAACAUGGUUCCCUUCCCCCGUCUCCAUUUCUUCAUCCCCGGAUUCGCUCCUCUCACCAGCCGAGGAUCCCAGCAGUACAGAGCUCUGACCGUUCCCGAGCUCACCGCCCAGAUGUUCGAUGCCAAGAACAUGAUGGCCGCUUGCGACCCCAGACACGGCCGAUACCUCACAGUCGCCGCUAUGUUCAGAGGACGUAUGUCCAUGAAGGAAGUUGAUGAGCAGAUGUUGAACGUACAGAACAAGAACAGCAGCUACUUCGUCGAAUGGAUCCCCAACAACGUCAAGACCGCCGUCUGUGACAUUCCUCCCCGAGGCCUCAAGAUGUCUGCCACUUUCAUCGGAAACAGCACCGCCAUCCAGGAGCUCUUUAAGAGGAUCAGCGAACAGUUCACCGCUAUGUUCAGGCGUAAGGCUUUCCUCCACUGGUACACUGGUGAAGGUAUGGACGAGAUGGAGUUCACUGAAGCCGAGAGCAACAUGAACGAUUUGGUCUCUGAGUACCAGCAGUAUCAAGAUGCCACCGCCGAAGAGGAAGGUGAAUUCGAUGAAGAAGAAGGUGAAGAAGAAAACUAAAUUCUUCUCUCGAGAUGAUUAAUUGACAUGCCACCUCAGAUUGGCGAUCGCCUUCAUUGCCAAGGUAUUUUCUCGGCUGCGAUUAUGCCGACACCCUGUACGGACUCCAACUUUAAGAUUAAGUUCUGUUUUUCCAACUAACCUGUAUUAUAUUAUAAGAUUUUUAUUUCUAUUUGUUUUUGUGAUGAUUGCUAUUUGUAAACAUUAAUUUUGCGGUUUUAUAAA
Messenger RNA from Bolinopsis microptera, 2897 nucleotides. RefSeq names its product tubulin beta chain-like. Gene Ontology annotation, cellular component: microtubule; cytoplasm. Lineage: Eukaryota; Metazoa; Ctenophora; Tentaculata; Lobata; Bolinopsidae. Gene Ontology annotation, biological process: mitotic cell cycle; microtubule cytoskeleton organization. The transcript is spliced from 3 exons. Gene Ontology annotation, molecular function: GTPase activity; structural constituent of cytoskeleton; GTP binding. Bases 1335 to 2672 code for a protein of 445 amino acids. The record is from RefSeq and is a predicted model, not a curated record.